UCUGAAAGGAAGCCGGCUGCUGCGUUCCAGACGGAGUCUCAGCCUCCCCACACACAAUCUGCCUGGCAUCAAGGACCCACUAACCACACGGCAAGAUGUGCAAAGGACUAGCUGCCUUGCCCCACACAUGUCUGGAGAGGUGAGAGAACCAGUUUGUCUCUUUAAACAGGAAAAUUAAUGGGCUGAUGGGCUGAAAAGGAACACAGCAGCCUUUUCUCAGAAUGAGAGUUAGCGUACAUUGAAGACAGAAAAUAUAUCCCUAGCAUGUUAGGAUGUUCUCCUGCUCUCAUUCAUUUUAGUGCAGAUUGUGCAGGAGAAGUGCCAGGCGGACUGUGCCGGUGGUGUCAGGAUGGUAUAAAAUGAGCUUCAUCAACACAGUAAAGAAAUAAGGUGGCUGAACAGAACAGAAAAGUAUAAUUAACUGAGUUAAUUUGUUUUCUAUUAUGCAUGUAUGGAACCAGAAAGCUAAUUAAAUUUUGGAUUUAUAGAGGUGAACUGUUAUUUUGAAGAAUGCCAUAGAAAGUUCUGUUAAGGCAAAGCAAGAAGGUGGAGAGUGAGCUGAAUUCUCCGCCGUCUAUGCUUCCCCACCCAACUACCUUUUAAAAACUUGUUUUUAUCCCAGUAGGAUUUAUUUCCAUUUUUAAACCCAUACUGGGAGGAAAAAAAUGUCUUAAUAGGAGUUUUCUUGAGAGGGACUGUGGGUGGGGAAAAGGCUCAGCUCUUACUCUGUUCAUCUUUAAUGCAUUUUAAUUCUCCUUUACACACACACACAUUCUACUUUAUAUGGAUUUGAUACAGGUCCCAUUCUGCACAUGACCUGUUUUUAAUUUAGCCCUAAGGCUGAAUGAUAAUGUGCUCCAAGCCUCAGUUGGCCAUCUGAAAUAUCAGGAUAACAAUACUGACAUAAAUAUAUUAGGAUUUCCAUUAAACCAAAUAACAACCAUUAAACCAAAUAACAGAUGAGAUAACGGUAUAAACAUUUAUUUUAUAAGCAGCUGAUAAUAACUGUAGAGAUCCUAACUUAAAACAAAAGCAAAGAAGCGUCUUUGUCUCUUGAUGAAACACAUCGGAUGCCUAAAGGUUUCCAGAUUUGCUGCUUGCUUACAAGGUUUCCUUUUCCAAGAGUUUACCCCUCUGGGUGAAUCCAAACCAUCAAGCCCAGCAAAACAGAUAACUUCUGCACAGGAAUUGUACCUGCAGUCAUCCUGAUACUGCUUGCACAGGUCAUCAUAAAGAUUAGUGCAAUCAUGAAUGAAGUUCUUUCAGUAUUCGAAGUGCUAAGGAUUCUAUAUGUUCAUAGCUAAAGCUGCAGUCAACCUCAAUUACCUGGGAGUGAGCCCCAUCAAAUUCAUGGGACUUACUUCUGAGGAGACAUGGUAGAAUUGCAACACAAGUAUAUCCUUAUGUAGCCAAAAUGGCACCAUCCCUACACAAGGGAGAAGUUAUCUGAGGGCUGGGGUUUUUUUUUUUUUGCAGAAGCGGGGCACCUAAUGAAGCAAAACAACAAAACAAAACCCUAAACAACCCUGCUAGGUGUCUGUUGGUGGGAGUGGAAAGAGAUAUCUCUCUCUCCUCUUUCUGAGAUGGAAAAGGAUGGAAAGCUGAUAUGCUGACUGCCUGGAGCGCUGAGCAGAGAGUGCACACCACACUGCAACAUUUUGUUGCAGGUCGUCUUAUUUAGUAGUGAAUCUCUUGUUUCUAGCUUGUCACCACAAGCAAGGCAAUGGGCUACUGGUCAUUCUUUAAACCCAGGAUUUCCGUGUUUUUUAUUACUCAGGAGAGGGGUCAAGCUAUAUUUGGAUUGUAGGGGGAGGGCAAUCACUAAGCAUGCCGUGUGCAGCCCCUUCUUGGGUUUGUCAUGUACUGCUGGUGCUGGCUUGGAUUUCUUAGUAAAAGUGCAUACCUUUCAGGAUUUGUUGGGUGUCAAUGGGUUUUUAAAAAGAAGGUCCUACAUGGGAAAGCAGCUCUACAUAAUACGGAAGACAGUAAACUAAUUCUGUAGCUUUUUCUUGAGACUUUGGACACCUUAGCAAUCUUUCCUAGCAUUUAUAACCACACAGCUUUUGACUUUUCAACAGCACUUAUCUACACACAUCCCCUAUGACAAAUUCUUCAUGGCAGUGCUGGCCCUUUCUUGUAUUGCACUGGGCCUGCGGUGCAUCAGACAGGAGGGGACGCCCAGCGAGAGAAACAAAGGAGAGAAAGUGGUGAGAAACAAAGAUGGCGGAAGAAACACGGACGACAACAUGGGGGGGGGGGAGACUGAGGGAGCUGAAAGGAGGAGGAGGAGGAGGAGGAGGAGGAGGAGGCAGAAGCUGCAUCCUCGUGCACACACUUUUCUCCAGUUUGCCAUUCUUUCACUUUUUAUAGAGAAUUCAGAUUACAUUACAAUCUUGCAUUUCAGCAUUUUCUGUGUUAUCUUUCUACCUCUAUUUCAUAUGUGAUUGUUGAGCAGGGGAUGGAGGUUGUCUGAAAACAAUUACAGCACUAACUUCUCAAGUGUGGCCAGGCAAAGGGCAUUGAGAGUUUCCAGGGCUCCUGUGUCUUUAAUUAAAAGCAUCCUGUUAGCUAGUUCAGCCUGUUUUCCGUAGAACAAGACUGGGGGUGGGCGGGCUACUGAUUAUAUUUGCCUUUUUUUUUACUGUUUGAACAACUUUUCAGUAACUGCCACAGACUGAUCAUUUAUUUUCCUUGGUAGUGUAGAAUUAUUUAUCUUCCGUUUAUUUUUAUUUUUUUUAUUUUUUUAUAUAGCAUUAGUGUUAUUUCACUGUGUGAAAAUGAAAAGAUUAAAGAGGAGGAAAUCAGCAAUGAAAAGUCCUGCACCCCCCGGCUGCUUCUACAAUUCACAGGAGCUAGAAGUGACAAUAUGGCAAUUUAGAAACAGUCUUCAAUCAGCAAUAAAAAGCUUUUAAUCAGUCAUCCCUGAGCCUUGCUCAAUAGGAAGAAAUGAAAUGAACUGGAUCAGCAAACAGCAUGUUUUUAAUUAUCGUUGGCAUCAAUCUUUGCUAAACGGGACUGACUUCUCGUCGUAGUAACAUUUGUUAAAUUUGUUUGUCACUUUAUCUUGCCCAAGGCAACUCAAAACAAUUUGUAACCAACCAAGAAAAACAAGCAAGCAAAACCCAUUUAAAUGCAUUAAAACUAAGCGGGGCAGGAAAAACCCCAGUACAUAAGAAACAUCCCACCCACUUCUGAAAGGCCAUAGAUAGUUAAAGGUCAAAGGCCUGGUUGAAGAGGAACGUUUUUGCCUGGCACCUAAAGAUGUAGAAUGAAGGUGCCAGGCGAGCCUCUCUGGGAGGCUCCUGAGUCGCUUAAGGCUUCAUAAGGCAUAUUAUGUGCUGUGUUUCACUACUGUUUUGAUAUUGCUAAAGGGCUGGCAGAGACAAGGACUACAGAAAGAAAAGAGUGUAAAUGUGUGAGUGAGAUAAGCUGGAAAAUUGGGGCAGCAGCGGACGGGGGACGGGACAGGUUGCAUGAGGAGAACAAGUCCUUCCAUUGGGUAGUAGCAAACCCUCCAGCAUUUCUCUGGUGAAUUGUGAUAAACAUAAUGUGCUCAUGCACAUGUAGCUUAUUCUUCCUUUGAAAAAGAAAAGCAGAGGAGCAGGCGAUGAUUCCUGCUUGUUGAUCAGCUGCCAGAGGAAAAAGAUUCUGGCUUGGCCUCCGGGAGAAUGCAGUACUAAAAUGUGGAAACCCCAACUGGCAGUGUGAAGUAACAUAGCCCCAAACCCAGUUUGCCAUGUCAGUGAGCUGCCCUUAUGGCCAAAUGUUCCCGUUGCUUGAGCCGAAUCCUGGCUUCUCUCCUGUGCCGGUCCCACACCUGCUCUGCGUCAACACCUGCUGCUUUGCUGAGCCCGCCAUCCUCCAAUUCCAGCUUUGCUUGACAGCAACUCUGGGCGCAAUGCUUUGGUGUGCCGGGUGAUGUGAUGAAAGAAAACAAAUGGGUGCUGUCCAUGAGUUUUAUUAGCCACAGGCCGUGACAACAGAGGCAGCGUGAUAAAAGAAUAAAACAACAAGGGCAGGGACCCAAAUCUGUGUGGAAAGACACAAGACAAGAACUAUCCAUCAAAGAAAAAGCCUGGUUUUCAUCUGAUGAAACAGAAUAGCAAGCCAAAGAUAAUAUGAGAACAUGAAGACUUAACCAAUGAAAAACCACAGAGGUCCCAACUUAAAAGGGGAAAAAAAACCCCUCUUGAUUUUUUAUUUUAUUUUUUGUGGGGACGGUCUAAAUGACUUUGGGAUCUGCUGCUUGUACAUAUAUGUCUCAUUUCUACAGUUUUACACUAAAGUGGUACUUCGGGUUAAGAACUUAAUUCAUUCCAGAGGUCCGUUCUUAACCUGGAACUGUUCUUAACCUGAAGCACCACUUUAGCUAACGGGGCCUUCUGCUGCUGCCGUGUGAUUUCUUGUUCUCAUCCUGAAGCAAAGUUCUUAACCCGAGGUAAUAUUUCUGGGUUAGUGGCGUCUGUAACCCGAAGCAUCUGUAACCCGAGGUACCACUGUACCUGUACUGGUCACUCAAAUCUCUUGUCAGGAGAAAGAUAAUUUCACAAAGCCCACAAGUGUUAGUAGCUGUGGCCUAUGCUAUUUUUCUAGAAAAUGAGGUGCCUGAACUCACCAUGAACACCUCCCUCAUUCUCUUAGAAUGGCAAUGGUGCCACCUGAGAGGAGUCGGAACUGAGUUCCGGCUGAAAAAAGCCCUGGCCAUAGGCAAUUUCAACACGAGUGGAAAGGGAAUGGCACCAGCCGUUCCUAGAAUAUGUCCCAGGAAACCAGCUGGUGCAAAUACAACCUCAAAGUGGGGAAUAAGCCAGCAAUUCCCUUUAUUGUGAAUGCCAUUUUAUUUUGCAGAGCCAAACAAACACACCUCCUUUUGGAUCUCUUCCUGAUCAUGGGAUGGGAGUAAUUGAUUUCUUUUUAUGUUUUAAUGGAUUUUUUCCAUUGUUGCUUUUGGAAAAUCUGGACCCUUGGUAAUACAACUAGAUGUGAUUUGUUUUGACAACCACAUUUUCUUAUCUUCUUUUACCGUUUGUUUUUUGUCUGGACACUUAAUAGUUAUUUCAUCAUGUGUGCAGCAGCACCAACUUAGCAUUGCUGAUUUACAAUAAACUGUUAAUCUUAUUUCUGUGACUGAGCUGGGUGGUGUGAGAAAGGGGGCAUGCAAGACUCAGGCUCUCACGGGUUGCCAGCUUCGGCCAUUGUUACUUGUUCCACAGGCUGUGUACCAAAAUAAGGUCCGAGUUCCUCCCCUGGGGGUAAGUGCAUUGUGACAUGCCACCCCAGGCACACUUACACAGGGUUCAUGUUUCCUUUUGGGAAUGGGCACAGUGGAGACCGUGGUGUCUUUAUCACAUAUGGUUGAUUUACACAUAUAUACAACCUGAACCUACGAUGGAGGGGUUCACAGCAUCAGCACCCCAAGAGGGUCUUGCUUCUCCCAUAGCUGCAGCCUUGGAUUCAGGCAGACCUCCACCACUGCUCUCAAACAUUGCUCUGCCUCUCCUAUUCGCUGCUUUGUUUCUUGGUCACAAAACUCCUAUCUCUAGCUCACAUAGCUCCCCACUCUCCAAACCCUGGCUUUAUCUGUUGAGGGAGGGGCCUCAACUAUUUGCUGUCCCACACAAAGUCUCUUUGUGCUUUGUCUUAAUGGCUUGUCAACCUGAAGGCUAGCCUGGCUUAAUUAACACUUUUAACACUUGCUAAAUUGAGGGAUUAAUCCAGUAUCACUCAGUUUAACACCCAAGGGUUUGAUUAGAUUUUAACACUUUGCUGAAUCCAGGGCUUAUAGUGGUCUAGCAAUUUCCUGGAAUCAGAAGCCUUUGAUUAAAUUCUAACACUUACUGGUUCCAGGAAUUUAGAAGUGCACACACACAAUUAAGUGCACACACACAAUUAAUUGCAGCGCCACAGUGCCAAAUAAUGACAAUACACUGAGAGAUGCUUGUUUUUAAGUUAAAUGCAGCUGGGAAAGAAGGAUCAUAAGCUACUCAGAUAACUUUUGUUAUUGGGCACAGCAUAAAUAUUGAACAUAGAUGAAAACAUGGCUUACAGCUUGGGAAGGGACAUGAUCCAUUACUGCCUCCUGCUGAUAAGGCUAAUAGUUGCUUCAUCAGGACUGUGGCGGCUGAAACGGCCGAACCCUCCUCCACAUCCACCAGAAUCCUAAUCCUGCUUCCUACCACCUCACAGCAGUCACUUAAACUUUGUGUGUAUGUUUACUGCAUUCUUGCAAUUAACCUCAUGUUUAGUUUGGCCUUCUCCUGGGAAUUGGGCCUAGUCCCAUUGCAUUCAGGCAGCCACAUCUCUACCUGCCCCACACCUGAUGUAGGGUUGGGGCAGGAGGGCAUGCUUUGGGUAAAAGACUUUGUGGGCCAAAUUUGAACCCCUGGCAGGCCAGGUUUGGCCCACAGGCUGGAGUUUCCCCACCCCUGUCCUCAUGAGAAGACAUUGCUGGACUGAGCAUCUGCUCACAGUCCUUCUGUACAGGGGUUACUGUGUCUAGAAACUGCUUGCUUGCUUGAACUAAUAAUUCUCCUUGCCUCUCGCUCCCAUCCCGUCUGGCUUGCUCCCACAUGACUUUUGGGCUUUGGUCCUGUUGCCACCUGAGAUGCUGAUUGCCAGUGAGUUCUGAUCUAAGCAGAAAUUCAGCAGGUGCAGCCUUUCCUGGCAUAGAGAUAGGACGAUACUUAUUUAUAAAAUAGUUAUCUAUAAAACUGACUGAGCAACUGCUGUGCAGAUAGAACAGGGCCCAAACUGGGUGCAAUCUCCUUGGCUAACUUUCUGGAGAUGGGCCAGCAGGAAAUGUACCCGUCUGAGUCCAUGCUUCACUGUACACCCAGUUGUGUGUGGUAUCAGUAGAUGUCAGAAGCACAGGAAGGCAACAUCCCUAACCUCUGACAUUUCAAAGAAGUUUUCAGAACUUCUGCUGCUUAUGGUUUUUAAUCUGCAUUAAUUGCAGAGGAGUUCUGCUUAUCCAAGAGGUCUUUGCUUUGAUAUAGGAGAUCCAUUUGAUAACCUGAGGAUAAGCAAAUAAUAUUGCUUAAGAAACUUUGGUGAAAGGGAAAACCACUUCUGGUGAAAUUUGUCCAGAACUGAAACAGACUUUAGUUACCCAUUGGAAGAUUCAAAGCAGUUUUCCCUUUGUUUUGAGAGGAUGAGCCUGCAAGAACCUCCCUUAGUCUGGCACAACCAUAAAAUAUAUCCAAAAAAAGGCAGAAGAAACUGCUAUUCUUGCAUGCUAAAACCUUGCAUACCAAAAAGUAUAUUUUCUUCGAAAUUUCGAAAGCAACUAGUGUGCUUGCAUUUAUUUCUAGGCUCAGGGACUCCCAGAAUACAGAGUAUUUUUUCUCAUAUUGGGGGUGGGGUGUUCCGUUUGCAUCCACUCUCAGUCUGCAUUUCUAAUGAGAGUAUCCUUACUCAAGAGACACCUCGGUCAAAAGAGAGCAUGGGGACUUAGCCACCCUUUGGCCUGUGAAAAAGGCUUUUCCCAGGUCAAGUAAAUACAUUUCUUGGAACUACUGAUUAUGGAAAUAGCCUUAGCAUCUGUUGACGUCCUCCAAAGAGAUGGAUGAGUAAGAUUUUGACUCCAGGGUCCAAAAAGCCAAGAACAUAACGGUCAGUCUUCAGAACUCUUGAGAUUUCCUGCCUAUGGAGAAAGGAAAAGAAAGAGAAAAACGGAAAGAAAGGAAAAGGAAAGGAAAGAACACUGUGCAGGGACGGCCUUUUAAUAAGGCAAUAGAAAGCAGUCCACUUUGGGCUUUGUGGAUUGUGCACAACAUAGCCAUUGCCACUGGAGAAGUGAGGAGAAGUGAUGUGGUGGCUUUCAGUGAGAUAUCGCAAGAGCCCUGCAAAAUCUCCUGGACUGCUCACGAGGUCUCACCCAAAGCCACAGCCAUGUGAAACAAGGCUUUGGCGUGGAGGUGGGGGCCGGGCACAGAUGAUGGCACUUUCAUAUUUUGCAUCAGGUGGCAAAGCAGGCCAGGCAGCCCCUGACACUGUGUCAUUUGAUAUACUUUAAAAUUAAUGAGGCUUUCAAAUUACUUGCGCCACCAAUACAGGAUACAGCUGCUUACAUCCCCUUCCUCAUUCUCCCACUGGUUCCCUUGCCCACCCUCAUCCAUUGUCUGAGCUCUAUAGAUCGCAGAAUCAUUGUGGUGCCGUGUCUAGUGUGCUUUUCACAAACCAGGGAGAUAUGGGUUUCAUUCCUGUUUUCUAUGGAGCUCACUGGGGAAGUUUGGCUCAGUCAUAGCCUCUCUCCAUCUGCUGCAUAGGGCUGUUGUGAGGAUAAAUAGGGAAGCCUCCAUGGGCAUCCUGCACUCCUUGUAGGAAUAAAAGAAGAGCCCAGCUCAGUGGUACCAAAAGCCCAUCUCACUGAAAGCAGCCCUGUUUAUGGAAGCUUUUAAUGUUUAACAGACCACUGUAUUUUAACAUUUUGUUGGAAGCCGCCCAGAGUGGCUGGGGAAACCAAGCCAGAUGGGCGGGUAUAAAUAAUAAUAAUAAUAAUAAUAAUAAUAAUAAUAGUUAAUAUAGUAUCUUGUAUCCUGCAGUGACCAACCAGAUGCCUUUGGGAAGCCUGCAAGCGUGACAUGGGGUGCUCAGGCUCCCCAGGAACUGGCAUUCAGAGAUAGCCUGGAAAUAGUAUAAAGCCACCAUGAUUAGUUGCUAUAACUAUCAAUAGCCUUUGUUGUUGUUGUUGUUGUUGCUGCUGCUGCUCCAGGAAUCUAUCUAAUCCCCUUUUAAAGCUGUUGACGUGUGUGGCCAUCAUGACAUCUUGCUGUAGCGAGUGGCAUGGUUUACUUACAGUAUGUGCUGUGAGAAGAAAUUUCUUUCUUUUGUUGUCCUGAAUCUCCCAACAUUCAGCUUUAAUGGUGAAGUAUAUAUAUAUAUAUAUAUAUAUAUAUAUAUAUAUAUAUAUAUGAAUGAUUGCAAAAAAAACAUUGUGGAAAAUAACUUCCCACCACCACAAGUAGUAAUUGUUAGUACCUGUCCGUCUCGAGAGACAAUGGAGGGCACCUCCAGGAGUGAGGUCAAACCGCUGCAAUAGCAACACCCAAGUGGCGCAAGCCUGAGCAGUGUGUAUGGGGGUCCUAGGCUGCCCAGACAACAAGACCCCCCUCUCAGCCUUACUGAUGUGGCUGAAAGGAAAGCAGAGCGAUAUAUUUGGCACCAGCUUAGCUGCAGGCGUUGCUGGAAGGAGGCGUACAAGGUGUCAUCCACCAGCCUUAGGGACUCCACUAUGAAUUUGUGUAGGGUUUACUCCUUAGCCUUUUUUCCCUCAUGUAGAUAUUCCACAGGGCAGUGGAGGUUUAGGAUCAGAGUAUUCCUUCUCCUAGAUGGGCUACCUUCCCAAGUGGAUGAGCCCCACCUGCCCCUCACUUCCCUCUACAGCAUGUGCAGAAACCACCUUCUACUUCUAGGUAGUGGUAGGAGGGAAAUGUAAGGGUGCUGAGAGUAGUUAGGAGACCCCUCUCACCAUGCUACAAUUUCCAGCACCCUUACAAAACUGCACUUCCCAGGACUCUUUGAGAGCCAGUGUGGUGUAGGGGUUAAGAGCGGUAGACUCGUAAUCUGGUGAACUGGGUUCGCUUCCCCGCUCCUCCACAUGCAGCUGCUGGGUGACCUUGGGCUAGUCCCACUUCUCUGAAGUCUCUCAGCCCCACUCACCUCACAGAGUGUUUGUUGUGGGGGAGGAAGGGAAAGGAGAAUGUUAGGGUAGUGAUAAAGUGGGAUAUCAAGUCCAAACUCCUCUUCUUCUUCCAAAACUCUUCUUUGGGGGAAGAUACAACUAUUAAAAUGGAAAAAGAAUCUUUUGAAGGCAUGGUGUGAAUGUGGCCAGUAGACUGGAUGAUACCCAGGAUAAAAGGGGAGAUGUCUAUGCAAUCAGAAUAAGGUGAGGAGGAAUGGUUUAAAGUCACUUCAACUGAGGGCUCAUCCACACUUCCCCUUGCCCUAUGCCCAGACAGCACGGAUCCAAGAGAUUUCCCGCUUGUCCUGUGCUUUCUAGGCACAGGUCAGAGUGGUUUUCCAUUUGCCCUGUCACUUUCCCUGGGAAAAUCUGCUCUUUGCCACUGAAUCGAACAAAUGUAGAAGCAACUUGAAGAACUACCUCUCAUAGGUUAUGACAAAUGUACUCAACUGUCUCAGACUAGCAUUUAUUGAAUACAAUGGCAGCUACACUUACAUAUAUAUUUUUUCAUAUAUCUCUCCCUCCAGAGCCAAGGAGAUCAAGACGAAGUUGGGCACACUGCUCCAGAAGCCUGACUCGGCUAUUGACUUGAUUAUCCCUUACCCAGAGAAGCCGGAAAAGCCAGCAAAGGUCCAGAAGUAAGGAUAUAAUAAUUGGUCCACUCUAUGACCCUGUUUUCUACUGUUUUUGUUUUUCCAUUUUGCUGAAGGCCAUUUUCUAGCAAUGUUACUUUUGAAAGUGUGGUUGGGUGAACUUUUGCAAAACAUUUGAAGCUUAUUACUCAUUAUAAUACCCUUGUCAGCCUCUUUGAACUCUCAGAAAGGUGGGGCCAAAGUAAUGAGGUAGUGGGGAAGUCAGAGGGUAGUGCCUAGGAAGUCAGAGGAAAGUGUAUAGACCUUCUUCGUAUCAUGUUUAGUCUGCUUGCAGAGCAUUCCCCUCUUUCUACCCUUCUUACAAUGAACAGACCACACAGUGUUAAGUAAGUUUAAAAAGUUAUACUUACAAAAUGUUCCAAAGGUCAGAUUCAUGCAUUUAUCCAAGCAGCAGCAAGGAGAACACAGGCAGAAUACCCUUGGAAAAUACAGAAUGACAGCUUCAAACACAUUCUCUAAGCUUGGAGCAAAGCUUAGACAUGUCUUCCUUGGUUAGUUACAUAUUGCAGAAAGGGAACAGGAACAGAAGGCUUCACGUCCUCCCUCUUCAGCAAAGAGGAAGUAUGAUCUAGCUGAGUCUAGGAAUCUAACUCUGUGGUGUUAACCCCUUCAUGUACUAACUAGCAUCUUGCAUAGCUAUGUUUGACAGCAAUUUCCCAAAGUGUGCCUAAUUUCAUGAGGAUGAGUGCAGCCUGAAGGGAUAGGUGGAGGGCAGGAGAGGGAAAAACAGGGAGAUAGCCAAAAUUGACAAAGUGAUGGAACCGGUAGCAAGCCUGGGGAGAAGCUCUCUAGAAGCUUCUGGCACCAGUGAAUUCGUCUUUGCCAGCAGGCUGAUGAACAAGGAGGGAAAGAGAAAGAAAAGUGGGUGGCAGAAAGACCAGGGAGAAACGGAGAAAGAGAAAAGGCUACUUUGGUCUCUUUGCUACCCAGCACUGGCUUCCUACCCUUUCUAUAGAGCCAGGCCCAGGGCAUUAAGAUCUAAGCCAGUGGGACAAAUCCAGUUGAAGCUCAGGCCCAGCAAGGGUUUUAAUCUGGAGUUUUCUGGUCUAAAUCCACCAUUUCAGCCAUAAUGGUACGCUGACUCUUACCUCCCUCUCACUACCACAUAUAGUGGGAAAGGCAGUUCAGAAAGUAACAACACACAUUUUCACUUCACUUACGACAGUGGGUUUGUCUGUCUGUUUAAAGCAGUUAUAGGCCACCUUUCCAAAGUUCUCUCAAGGUGGAGUUCAGCUGAAACAAUAUAAUGUUAAAUUUUUAAAAUGACAAAAUCCAAAGGUAAGCAACACUUUAAAAUAAAACGAGUCAACAUCAAAUAGCACAAACCACAGCAGCCAGUUAGCAGUGCAUCCAGUGAAAGCACAUGACUUAAAAGUCACUUGGAGCAAAUAGAUCUUCAAAGCAUUUUGCAACAACAAGACUGAAGGGGUCAAGCCAACUAUAUACCCCUUGAGAGGGAAUUCCAGAGUCGAGCCACCACUGAAAAGUCCCUGUCCUUCAACCAAUCUUAGGCAGGCCAACAGUCUGGGUCUCCCGUGCCGAACUGAAGGCACAGGCAGGUUUGUACAGGUGUAAAGCUGUAAACGUGGUCUUUCAGAACACAACUCCAUCCAGGAUCAACUGAAGACUUAGUACCUCUUUCUUCAUCUUAGUUGCCCUUCCAUCCCAAAACGUCCUCUAGACACCUGUCUGGGAGUUCCACAGCCUUCCUGGGAUUUAUAGGUGGAAAACAGAGGUAGAGCAGUCUGUCACCAGAAUCCUGAUGACACUGCACAUUAAUACAGGCAUUAACAGAGCUUAGAAAUAAGUGUUUAAACAGGAAAUUAAAUGCCCCUGUGAUAUAUGAGGGAAUUAAACUUCAGUUUACAAAAGGGGAAAUAAAAUCAGCUUGAAAGUUGAUCCCAUGGCUUUCACAGCUUGUCAAAGGGCUGUGAGUCGAUAUAUUGAUUGCCUGUCAGUUAAUAAAACUUCAGAUGUAUAUUAGCAGGUUUAGAAGAAUAAGAGUUUUAUAGGAAGUGUGCAAGGAAAAACCAUAGUUAAUGGUAUCAACUGCUGGGAGGCAUCUUGGUGGAUGGCUCCAUUUAUGUUUGCCUUGGAUCCCUGUGGGCACUACUGCCUGCUGAUCCACAGCAUUAAUCACUGUCAGUUUUAUCUGAAGGAAAACAGUCUCCCAUCUGUACUGAAGAUAAAUCAGUUCCAGGAAUUGGAACAAAAUGAACCCCAGUAGCAUCUGCUUUUGUUACGGAGAAGGGUGGCCUCAGUGGGAGAAGGGAAACUACUGUAUAUUGGCUUUUUGGCCCUGAAUCUGUUUCCAAUUACUUCUAACGAAGGUUCUGCAGAUAGACUGAUCUGAAGAUUGCAUUGUGAUCUGCAUGGCUGUUAUUGGCCUAGUUUGAACAAUCAUUACAGACAGAAAUUAGAUAGAUUGUGCACUUUUCCUUUUCAAAGACAUUAAGAACAAAUUAGGCGAUGUGCUUCAUCUUGUCCUGAUAAUGGAAACAGCAGUCUCAUCUUGUCAGCCAGCGGCUCUUCUGAGUUUCUGGAAGGAGGAAAGCAUUCUGUUUUCUAUUAUUCCUACUGGAAUAAAAGUUUGCUUAUUUUUACUAUUUGCUAUUUUUAAUUUUUGAUUUUGUGAAUCAUGCAGAAACCCCCCCCCCAUUAAUUACUGCCAAAGUAGAUGCAUGCUUAAAUACACAGACACAGACAGGCAGCUGCAUAGCUUGUUUUUCUGUAGCUGUCCGGGGAGCCUGAUUCUCACUGUGAAGGCAGCGCGUGGGAAGCAGAAGCUUAUCUCUCCAGAUCAGAAUGGAGCCUUAGGGUGCUUCCAGAUGGAGGUCUAUUGUGGAAUCAGUACUGCCCCUAUGCAGCAUUCACACAACAUCAAAAUGUCAACUUAUACUUUUUUUUACAUUUUAUUUGGAUUUCUUCUUACUGUGAAAAACCAGUUAGAUAAAAAUCACCCAUCAUUUCUCUGCAGUCACUGCUAGUGUGUGGAAGCUGCAUUUUAGGGGUUGGCAAUUUGGUGUGUGUGUGUGUGUGUGUGUGUGAGAGAGAGAGAGAGAGAGAGAGAGAGAGAGAGAGGGAAGAUUUAUCAGUGGAUGGUCCCUGCUAUCAUACAUUGGCAGCUGGUGCCCAUGGAGCCUGGCAGGGGUGCUAAGAAGUCUUGCCCAGUUGUUCUGGUUUUCUUCCCAGCCUUCUUGCUUGCAAAGACGUGGUGAAUACUUAAGCACUGCAGUUGUCCUAAGACUAGGGCUUAGCCACACUUAGCCUUUGCUCUUCUCUUUCCAGGCAGAGGUCCACUCUUUAGAGCUCUGUGUCUGAGCAUGGGGGGUUUUUGUUUGUUUUUGUUUGCCCCAGAGCUUUCCUCUUUAAAACCAGCUCUUUGUUGAUUCUGAUUUAUCAUCAAAGAGUGGGUUUUCCAGGGAAAAGCAGCAGGGGCAUAAAGUGUGGGUGAACCCACAGUUGCUUUUCUGCUGGGAGUUGCGUACCUCUGUCUUUCCUCAUACUCUCCCUAUGCAAUUUUUUUUGAAGUUUUAUUAAUAUAUAACACCUAACCCUAAAUUCCGUGGUUCAGAAUUGCUGUCAUAAUUUCUAGUGUGGGUUCAUGCCAAAGAACCCACAUUAUUCAGAAGUAAGACCCACUGAAUUCUACUGGGAAUGCCCUCAGACAAGUAUUAUAUAGGAUUGCAGUCUGAAUUGGUAAGUCUUAACCAACAGUCCCACAGGGCUGUUUCCAAGGGCCCUCAUGACUUUACACUGCAAUCAAAUAAACAGUUAAGACCAGGAUUUCACCAUCUCAAGCCUUGGGGGAAGCAUGUGCUUUCUGAAGGAAAAAUCAAAAGGCACAUUCACCUGAAUCUUCUUUGGGGUUGGGUGGAUGGAGUGCUUCACUUCAUGCAAUCUCAUUGCCACCCACAUGCAGGGUCCUUCAACCAGCUCUUGUCUCCACCAGUUGGCAUGCAAUGCCCAACUGCCUUCUCAAGCUGAAUGUGAAGGGUGCUCUGCAUAAAAGCUACCUGCCAUUUUCUUUGGCUGCUGCCUCAACUCCUGAAUGUGUCCUUCAGUGUGAGUGGGGGCUGCAGUGGUCUGCACAGGCCCAACAGAUGCUUCCCUCUUUUCCCAGUGGGAUGUUGACAGAGAUUGUUAUGGAGUGCCCUGCUUGAAGUCUGGGCGAGAGCUGUGGAUGGACAUGUGUGAAAUUUGCAAACUCUCUUGCUCUGGAGAAGCAUAGAGACAUCUGUACAAACAGGAGUUGUGUUCCCUCUCCCUCCCACUUCUUCCACUCCUGAAAUUAGGCUACUUUCACUCCAAAUAGCCAUGAUUUCCUCUGCCCUCCUCCACACACCGGACAAUGCUGUUUAUCUUUUUAAAGAAAUAUCUUUUUCAAGCAUCUUGCAAGUUUAUGCAUCUUGGUGUUUCUUUGCUACCUUUAUAUAGAAAAAAAUACACACUUCAUUUUUUAAAAAAAACCUGAAAAGUGAAUGUGAGGAGGUGCCUUUAUGAGCUCAAUCCUACAGGGAAAUGUGUGUAUCUGACCAAACCAGGGAUAAUGCAGCUUGAUUACAUCUGUGUCCACCCUGGUGGGAGGCCUAACAGUAUUUACCUUUAUACAAUUAAGAGUGCUUUACAAAUAUACUACUAUGCUGACUAUGAGGUGGUUGCCAACUGAAGCUGAGAGAGACAGGAAAAAGCAGGGAGGAGAGAGAAUGUAACUGACUGACUUAUUUGCCCAGGCUACACAUUUAAUCCAUGGCAGAAGUGGCAACCCAGAACUCAUAUUUAUUUGGUCUGGAAUUCCCAGAUCCAUGUCCAGCCUCCAGCUCUCCAUUCAUGGACCAACCACACUGGUGGUUGUUUGCCUUGGAAUACUCUAGAUAUGCAUCACCUCUCAGAACCAGGCAGGUUUAUGCCACAGUGGCCUCGCUCCUCUUCUUCUCCCUCCCUCUUGAGUGAUGUUGCCAGCUUGCACCCCCCACACCCCAUACAUGGCCGAUGUUGCUUUUGUCUUAAACUAAUCACUGAGGGCUUGUCCACACUUCCGCUUGUCCGGUGCCCAGAAAGCACAGAUUUGAUCGGUUUUCCCUUUGCCGGGGAAAACCUGCUCUUUAGCUUUAAAUCAGAACAAACACAAUAUUUGCUCCAAUUGAGCGCUAAAGUGUGGUUUUCUCCAGGGGAAAGCAGUGAGACAAUAAGAAGUGUCGAUAAACUCUUAAUUUCAAGCCCUGAAGGGUAAAAUCAGAUCGUUAUUAUCUAUGAAGAGUAAAAUCAGAUCAUUAUUAUCCAUUUCAUUGCUGUGAGAACCCUCUGGCAUGUAUUGCCUGAGACAAAGGGGGUCAUUGACUACAUCCCUUAGGAGGGCGUGGGAACUGAUGUUGGAUCUCUGGGAGGAACAGAAGCAGACCCCAAAGCCACAGCCAGAGCAGGGGAAAGAGUUCAGCCUUCAGAGAACUUUUGAGAAUGAAUGAAUGAAUACUCAAGGGAUACGGAUGGAGAUGGAUCAUUCCCCACUCUGCUCCCGGCUGUUUCUGCCUAGUUCCACACAAAAUAAACUGGGGAUGUUAAAAAUGGAACAUUGGAAGCAAUGUAGGAGCCCUUCAAGGCAUCAGGGAAGAACUGUGUGUUAUACUCAAGACAGGACUAUGGCCCAAUACUGCUACCCAUGUAGAAUUCCUUCUCCCUCGCUCAUAGAAUGUGGGAUCAUAAAGCGCCUUUCCCCAAGCCUCACUCCAGCACACUGUCUGCCACGAGAGGGAAAAUGUAUGGUGUGAUUGUCAUGGUUUUGCUCCAUAACGAUCCAGAGCAAGUCACAACAAUAGUUAGCAGAGUAAGAAUGUUUAAACUCGAUGCAGGAUUCCAAAAAAGAUUCAGACACAAUCAGCUCCAUCCAGUAUUAUUUACUGAAGGCAAAUGAGCAUAACAGUCACAAAUCAAGUUGCAGCAAAACCUUAACUUAUACUUACAAUAAGCAUAGCUGUCAACGUUUCCCAUUUUUAAAGGGAAAUUCCCUUAUUCUGAAUAGGAUUCCUCACAAGAAAAGGGAAAAGUUGACAGCUAUGACAAUGACACUAAAAACUUAGCACUUAAAUAUGCUAUACUGUAUACAGAUUACCACCAAGGAACAAAGUAGAGAGAACCAAGAAGGAAAAAGAGAAAGUGAAACCAGGUUCUUUUGUUCUUAUAGGCAGAAUGACCUUGGGAGAGAAAGAGAACAGGACCAGUUUAAAGCAGCUUAAUUUAGGGUUGCCAUAUUUCAAACUGUGAAAAUCUGGAUGGAAAGUUAAGCUUUGUUUUUGGUUGUUGAGCUUUUCGGGCAAAUUCACAAAAAAAGAAGUCUUUGAGCUAUUUUUAAGGAAGAUCGCCAAAAACACUGCUGACAUGCCAUACGUCCGGAUUUUCCUGGACCUUUUAGCAAUUUCUGCCUGGACACUGCUUCUGACUGCAGUACUCCAGAUAUGUCCAGGAAAGUCAGGACGUAUGGCAGCCAGUGGUGGGAAUCUGUAGGACUCCAUUGUCCCUGUUGGCCAUGCUGGCUGAGAUGGAUGGGAGUUGGUACCUCAUGUUUGCAGCAUCACUCAAACCUGGAGCCUGAGGAAGUAUGGAGUCUGUGCACCCAUAGGCUUUACCUAAUUCCAAAUCUCAUUCCCCAGGUCUGUUUUUUACAUACGUAAACAAACAAACAAACAAACAAACAAACAAACAAGAGAACGGAGAUGUUAGCCCAGAUCUCCAUUGUCUCAUCUAGUUGAACCAUGAGCUACAAACCAAUAAGUCCUUAGUUUGACUCUCCCUUCAGGCAUAAACUCAGUUGCUGAACUUAUGCGAGUCACUACUCAUCUUGCGCAUCAAUCUGCUCAUAUAUCAUAUAAGGAUGAUAACAUCAAUCUUCCUUCCAGGGCUGUAGUUAAAUUAUGUGUGUGAAGUGCUUUGAACAAGAAUAAAGUCAAAAUGCUAAGUGAUUAUUCUCAAUCCUUCUCCACUGUGAUGCCUUCAAACACCGACAAAUUCUUUCUGCGAUAUUUUACCAGUGACUGUUUUCACUGACUUUAAUGGGUGUGCCUAAAUAUCUCCCCCUCUCAUCUUUUCAGACCAUCACCAGAGGAGGCUUGGCUGUGGCGCAACUCUCUGGAGAAACUCCUGCAAAAUCCAUGUGAGUUUGCUGUGGGAUCUCCCACUACUGGGAGCACCUAUUCCAGCAAAGUUAGAGUCCUUGCAGGUUGUGAGUGUGAGCAGGUUAAAUCAUUCCUUGGGAAUGACAAGGUAGAAGUGCAAUCAUAAGUAUUUAAUAAUAAUGAAACUACACAAGGGCUUUGGAUGAAAACUGAAUGGUACUGUGCCACAAACUAGAGACACAGAGGAAUCCAGAUAUACAGGUAAUAAAGGUGUUGGUAGUAAGGCAAUAUGACAGAGGGGAAAACCCAGUAUGCUUCAAGCAAUUCAUAGGCAUGUGACAUUUGCAGAAGUUGAAUUGCAGCCACAGGUUAGUUAGAGCAAUUAGACUCUUAAGGACAUAGUGAUUUAAAUGCCAUUGUCUCCAUUCAUAAGGAGCACAACAAAUUCCUCCCUCUCCCAUAUAGCUAACCUUCAUGUGAACUGGGGCUUCUGAGUCUAAUAGUCCCUUAGUAUGGCUUGCUAGAAUCCUGCUACAUUAUCCUCCUCCAAAGACUACUUAUUAUUAUGUGAUAGAUUCAAACAAGAGAACUGGAAUAAGAAGUUGGGGUAGAAAUAGAUCGUUUUGAUAUAAUUUGUUUUGUUUUUUUUAAAAAAUAAUUUUUAUUCACAGGCCAAUCAAAUCACAUUACUUCCAAAUCACAUUAGUUCCAAAUUAUACAGCCAGAUUUUUAAAUUUUGGUGGGGGUACCCAUACCUCAAGCUCUGAACGGGAGUCCAAACAUCACUUAUAUUGCUGCUUUAAUUAAACAGUUCUAUCCAGUUCUUUCCAGAUAGUCUCUUUAUUACUUUCUUCAUCUUCUUGUUGUUAUCAUAUAUUCCUUUCUUUGCGAUCUCUGAUAGUCUUCACAAGCGGGUUGGAAACAGACAUCCUCUGUGUGGGUUUUACACUCUCCAAAGAUCAUAUCACUUAGGGACAGCCAUUCCACACUUCCAUAAAAAAUUUAUCUUCGGUCUGUCCUUUAAUUUUCUCAGGCUUGCCAAGUAUAUCAGGAGGGCUCUGUCAGGUUAAGAUCACAUUCCAAUCAUCAUUCACAUUCUGAUGAUCCUGAUCCCCCCCCCCUGUCUUUCUUAGACAAGCCUGUCUUAGUGAGACGCCAUUUAAAACUGUGUCAUAAAAUUUUCCUCCGUUCUCCGUUGUUUACCAGUCAUCUCUUUAAUCUAUAAUCCACUCCACACAGUUCUUGAAUUCCUGCUUGUGAUUAAUAAAAUGCAACAAUCUUCUUUCUGGGCUGGAGGGUUAUUAAUAUUCACAUAAGGCAAAGAAAAGUUACGUUUUUUCCUCCCCCCCCCUUCUGUUUCACUCCAAACAUACCAGUCUCUUAAUGGUGGUUCAUCACUUGAUUUAUUUGUCCCAUCCGUCGCUCCAGUCACAGAGAUCCAUUAAUCAGCAACCUUAUCUCCCGAACUUUGCUUGAUGUAUGUGCUUUAGCUUCUUUCCAAUUAUAUGUUUCCAAUUAUAUUUUCGAGCUAAAGCGAACCAGCACGCGCUGAUUGGAGACAGCGUCAGGAAGCACCGACCUCAUCGAGGGCUUGUGCCAAGUGACCGACACCCCCUUCUUUCGAAUCCGGGGGUGCGUUAUGGACACUGCUGGCAAGGCAGUCCCCCCCAUCUCCUUGGGGGGGCAGGAAGGCUGCAUACUUCCCAUAGCAGCCUCUUAAUUACCUCGUAUGGGUCGGAGAGAUGUUAUUGUCGGCCAUCUUCCAAUGCGCCACCUGGUGGCCCCCCGUUCUGAUAUAAUUUGUAGGUCCGAUGGAAGAAAAGCGAUACAGAUGUUGAAUAGAGGAAUCUGCAUUUUCCAUGUCGGAAGCCAAUGUUCUCUCUUAUUUGAAAGGAUUAUGGUGAAUCCAUUAUUUUAAAUGAUGACCUUUCCCCAAUUUUUCUUUGUGCAGACGGGCUUGCUAGCUUCAGGACCUUCCUCCAAUCUGAGUUCAGCGAGGAGAACAUUGAGUUCUGGAUUGCUUGUGAAGACUAUAAGAAAAUCAAGGUGCCUGCUAAAAUGGCUGAAAAGGCCAAGAAGAUCUAUGAGGAAUUUAUCCAAAGUGAGGCUCCCAAAGAGGUCAGUUAUUUGCAUUGAAAGGAGUUCAUAAAUUUGCUGUAUGCUAAGAGUUGUCUCUGGUGGAAUGAUCUUACGAUAUUAUCCCCCAAAUCACGAGACAAUUCUCUAAACUAUCCCCUGACUGUAUAUCAUAAUGAUUUGCUGUUGCAGUGACAGUUACAGCAUUGCUUCCCGGUCAUCAUGCAAUAUACUUGGGAACUCUACUUUUACACCUUUAAUUUUUUUAAAAAUUGAAUAUCUACCAUAAAUUAAAGUUGUAGUAGAACUUUGCUCUAAUUCAAAGCCUGCUAAUUUCAACAGGCUCUGCCAACAUUUUCAAAUUAAAAUUUGUAUCCUUUGAAAUUUUACAUCUGCCACAUACAGCCCACAACCAAAACUCAUGUACUUAUUCUAGGGAAGAGCCAAGAGCUCAAUGCUCGGGUCCAAUUCCUGGCAUCCUCUGCUAAAAGGAUCUCAUGUGGCAGGGUUCAGAAAAUGCUCCACCUGAAAGUCCAAAAGACUGACUCAGAAUGUGGUAGCUUCAUAACUGAUAUUUGUAGCAAAAAUUCACAAUCUACAUUGCAAAUAAAUUCAAAUAUUUAAUUAUUUUUGCAUUUGUGUUCUAGAUGUUCACUGCAUUAUGGCCCAGAUUAAUUUCUGAUAUUCCUGGUUUCAUGUUUGCCAUUGUUACAAACAUUUACCGUAUUUUUCGCUCUAUAACAUGCACCCGACCAUAAUACGCACGUAGAUUUUAGAGGAGGAAAAUCCAUAGGCAUGCCACCCAUAGGCAUUUCCUCCAUAACACGCACAGACAUUUCCCCUUACUUUCUAGGAGGAAAAAAGUGAGUGUUAUGGUGCAAAAAAAUAUGGUAUUUAUCUAUCUAUUUAUUUAUUUAUAAUUUGCACCCCACCCAUCUGACUAGUUUGCAUGGGAGAGGCAUGUUGGCAAUUCUGCCAUAAAUCCAAGUGCAAAACAUAUUUUUAGUAGCUCCCUUGCAUUAAAUAACACUGUGAAGGAACAGGAUUGGUUCAAUUUCCACAGAUAAUCACUUCCCCCCUCCUUCUUACCUAGGUGAACAUUGACCAUUUCACCAAAUCUGUGACCAUGAAGAACCUGGUGGAGCCAUCUGUGAGCACUUUUGACCUGGCCCAGAAGAGAAUCUUCAUGCUGAUGGAGAAGGAUUCUCUGCCCAGAUUUGUGCGUUCCAACAUAUAUCAGGAAUUAGUAAAGUAGCAACGUGGCAGAGCUGUGCGGGGAACUGCUACUCCCACCCCAAACAGCGCUGUUACUUCCUUACUCCUGUUAUCAGUAGCCAGCGUUUGCUAGUCAUCUGCGUAGUUGUUUUGCUUUAUAUAUACAGUAUAUAUAUAUUUCAAGCUUCUAGAGUUCAAAGGCUGUGUUGUUAAAAGUCUUGCUCACACUGUUUUGGUCUCUCUGCUGUUCCAGAUGAUUUCAUAUUACAAUUUCUGAAAUUUCUGUUCUUCUCCAUGAAUAUCACUGUUACGAAAAAAAGAAAGUAAAAGUAAUUAGAUGGGCACACCUACCUAAAAUACAGCAGAUGUCAACUGUUGAAACCUAUGCUACUUGUAUUUAUUAUCCCAUCACCUAUCCAUCGCAUGUCUGUGUCUAAUCAAAGAUAAGGAGGUUGUGGGGUCUUGAACUGGUGCAUUGGGACCCACUGGUGACUUGCAGCUGGACCUAUUGGUUGGUAGCAGCAGCAAUACCACCAUGAAAAUAUAUGGUGUGACAAUAAAAAGUGGGUCUCCAAUUGCCUGCUUGGGCUAAGGGUGGGUCCCUGGUCUGAAAAGGUUGAGGACUAUUACUAUAGAAAACAGGUUUUGACCUGCAUAGGUCAUCCUGUCAUUUGUAGUAGCCAUGAGGAUACAGCAGGACUCAGCUAUAUAAGGAAGAUAAGAAAGGAAAAGGCUGCGCAUCAGCCCACAAAAAUAACAUUCACUCUCUUGUGCCUUUUUACUUAUUUCUUUCACUGAGAUCAUAUUCACAUACUCCCACGUCAAAAGUUUGUUAUCCACUAGGUCAUUUUAUUACUGCAAUUUCAUCCAGGGAAUGUUAUUCAGAUAUAUUGUUAUCGGGUGAGAGCAGGCACUUAGCAUGCCUCAGUAAACCAAACAAGGAAUAUGACAGAAAAUUACAGCUCUUUGUCAAUUAAGGGAGCAUUCAAACACGCAUUUGCCACAUGAAACUGAUGGUAUAAAAACUCAUGAUUGCAAUAAUUAUCUAUAUGUUGACAUGGGGAUGUGGGAAUUAGGCAGGAAAGCCAAGAGGUUUGUCAAGCUUCUUGUGGGUGACAUGCAGCUUGGUGGAUCAUAAGUUACACCAAAGCCUGCUCUACUAUGAAGAAGGCUGAAGAGAAAGUGAUAGUUUUUUGGUCAGCAACUGGUGUCACUCCAGUAUGUUCUGCUGGAGUUGAGGGAAGGGAUGUGCAAUUAUAUCAUUUUCAAAAUACCCACCCCAAGUAGCAGUUACUAAAACACACUAAAACUCUUGGAAAUGGAGGCAAAGAGGUAAAUAAAUCUCACCGUUCCAGCCUAAACAGUGUGGCUUGUUUUUAGCAACCCAGGCCUCUUAUUUACUUCCAUUUCUAAGUUAGCUUUAGUGAGGUUAUAAUAACUGUAAUGGACCUACAUAAUUCCCAGUGUCAGUGCACAGCCCAUGCGCAGGAGCAUAUGUAAUGUUCCAGAAGUAUUCUUUUCUGAAUUGUGAUGAAAAUACCUGUAGCAAAGUCUUGUCUUUUCAUUCUCUCGGGGGCAGGCUUGCCAAAGCGGUAUUUCAGCCUAAACAUUUAACCUCAAAAUUAGUGUUACUUGUAUUCUAAUUAUAAGCUAUCUAGAUUUUUGCUUUCUGUGAACUGCAUGGAAAUAGAAAGGCAUCUGAACCCAAAUGAAGAGAAAAGGUAGCCGUGCUAAGCACCAUCUUGCAAUCCCAGCCUGUGGAUGCAUAGCUGGGCAGAUACCCUGAGUGAGUCAGCUAUACAGCAUGCGAGAACUACCCUAAAUCCAGCUUCCCAUCCCAGACACUGGCAGGGGCGAAACUAGGCUUUAUUUCACCUGGGUCAAAGACCCAGUUUCUCACACACACACACACACACACACACACACACACGCACACACACACACACAAACACACACAGGCUGGGAGCCUCAAUGGUGCCUCUGGAGGCUUCACCCAGGGCAAAAAAACCCAGCUAGCUCCCCCCCCCCCCCCCGCUCUGUGAACAGCUAUCUGUGCUAUUCAAAAUAUGUGAUCAGGGCUACAGGCAUAAGCACACACAUACGUUGGUGUGAAAUUAACAACAGACAUAUUGUGCCAACUUGCCUGGGUGUGCAAACACGCCUGUUUCAUAUAGUUUUUCCAUUGCCCAGACACAGGUAUUGAAAUAUUGCAAGCUUAUCCAUAACAUGUUUUCUUCCUUUAUCUGUUGAACUACUUCAAAUACAAGGAAAGUUUGAAUUUUUAAAGAAAAGAGUUAGAAUCAUAGAAUCAUAGAGUUGGAAUAGACCACAAGGGCCAUCAAGUCCAACCCCCUGCCAAGCAGGAAACAAUGUGAAUGUGCCUCUGAUUUUUUUUUCUUUGAAGGUUUCGCAAAUGAAAAUUAUUUGUUUAAUAGUUUUGUUAGAGUGAUUCCAGAGGGAUCUUUUUGUGGAGUAAGUGCUGCUCCUGCAAUGCAUGUUUUUUCACAGCAUCCACACAAUGCUGUUGACAUCAAAAUACCAUCUCAUUUCCCCCCGCAUUUAAUCCAGAUUCACCUUUUCCCACAUAAAACCCAUUUUUUAGAACCCCUUCUGCCACUGACCAGUUCAUGAUAUCGCUUCUCGGCCUUUUGCCUGAGAUCAAGUGUGUGUAGAUAUCUAGAGGACUCAUUUGCCCCUUAUUUGUUGAAAACUCUGAGAUCUGGGCAAUUGUCAAGAUGGGGGAAUUAAUCCUAAAUGCUAAAAAGAAAAAGAAAAAAGAAGGCACAAUAAAAAGCAGGCUGCCAAACCCUUUUAAGUUCAAGAUGAAAAGAAAAUAUAAAAUUUAGACAGCUCUAGCAGGAGGAUAGAUUGCUUUUCUGUGUAAAGAUUUGGUUCAUUACAUUAUUGUUGGUCAGACUCCACAGGACAGACCUAAUUGGGUCACUAAUAUUCUAUUUCAAGGUAAGGUUAGAACCAUUUCCCACUGAAUGUACAUGGCCACUCCACUACUUAAACCAGCCUUGGCCAAAGAAAAUAUCUUAUUACAGCUUGCCUGUCAUGAAGAAAGUCUUUGGUCUCACUCCAAUUUCAAGAUGUGCUGACAUCCUAUGAACAGAUGCUCAUUUCUAGCCAGCCCUAACUCCGUCUUUUUCCUGGUAGCAGUAAGUCACUAGUUAUGUCCCUUUACAGACAGGGUAGAACGUCCUGUGGGAUUAGGCACCAAUCCAAUCCUAUUAUUUCUAUACGGAUACAGAAGGGGGAAGCAAAGUAAUGACUGCAAUGUAUGAAGUGUGUAUAAGCAACCUUAAUAAACAGAGUUAUCCUUUCUAAGGGCUUGACUUAAAGUUUCAGGGUUUUAGCCCCAUUCACCAGGUCUUCUAGGCGAAAAGGCUAAAAUCUCGGAGUCAGGUAUAAGAACACGCUUUUUUUUUGGCCUUUUGUUCCACCCUCCAUAUGCAUCAGGCUCCAGGCACAGCCAGUCUCCACCUGCUGCCUCACCAAGUGCAGUCAUUCAACUUCAUCUGGCACCACUAGGCUUUGUGGCCACCAUGUUCCUUUCCUCUCACCUGCCAUGUCUGGAGUGUAAUUGUCUGAGGGUCAGGGCUGCCUGACCAUCAAGCCCAGCAAGGAUGGCUAACGGCCAGAGGUGCCAGAGGUUGUAGUUCAGCAACCUCUGGAGGGCCAAAGGUUUCCACACACCCGCUUUACAACCUAUUUCAUUACAAUGCACUUAAAUAGCUUUACAUAGACUACGAAUAAGUGCUGGACUAGAACCAGCAUUCCCAGUUUUCUUCAAUUUCUCAAUAAACAAAUUAUUUUCUUCAAAAUUAUAAAGACAUACGAUGCAGUCUUUAAAGAAAAAAAGUCAUCAUGAAAGGAAGUUCCAGGCAAUAACUAAUCUAAGUUGGUUAAAUAAUCUUAUUUUCCUGGGAAAUGAUAGGACAAUGAGUGAUUAAUCAACCUUGGUUUUAGCCCAUGCUUUGAUGCGAUCCAUCAGUGGCGAUCCCUGAUGUUACAUGCACUUGUUUGUGGGGAACUAUGUGGGAAAGGCUGACUAAUCCCCAGGGACCAUUUUUGGGAACACACAUUUCCUUGAGAUGCUGAUAACAGAACAAGCUGUCAAGAUUCCUCUCCCCCUAGGGGCAGAUUUUCCAGCCCAUGAUGUAUGAGGCAGCCUGCUGAACCUGUUCUGUUUCUCUCCCUCUGAAAUUAUAAAGAGCUUGUCAACAUGUUUAAACUAGCAGCCUCCUCUCUUGGGUCCUGGAAAGAGAGCUUAACAAGACAGCAUGUGACAUACAAUGAAAUAAACAAAGGCUUGACAAACCUGUUUUCAGAAGAGUAAGAAAAAUAACUUCUAAAAAUUGUUUCCAUGCUGAAAAUAUAAAAAUAUAGCACAUGGCUGAAGGGUCAGGCUUCCCAGGAGAAAGAAAACAAAUCAAUUUGUUUUUAUUGUUUAGCCUCAGGCAAACAUCUAAAGAACCAUUACAGCGUGAGAAUGGGGAUUUUAUGCUCCCCCCCCCCGAUUUCUCAGUAUAGACCUGGUUCACACAUCAAUUUAAGCCAUAAUUAAAAACAAAUUAUGGUCUGUGAACAAGCAGCAUGCUUGCACACACUACUGAAAACUUCUUAUUGUACUCCUCUGCUUCUCUCUCCUUGCUGGGAAAGAAGCAAGAGAUUAAGUUGUCAUGUUUCUCUUGCAACAAACCAUGUGCAUUAGCCAAGGUUUGCUCUUGGCUUACUGCUCAUGGUUUGUUUAGAUGAAACAAACCAUAAGCAUUAGGGAGCAAUUUUAUCAGGAUUGCAGUGCAUUCUGGGUGACUUGGAGAAUACCUGAAUCAGUUGUGGUAUGGCGGAUUCUGUGCAAGUUCCCACACCCCUGUCACUUUCCCGUCCCAAGCAGAAAACAGUGAUUUCAGAAUUGGAUCAGGGAUGGUUGAGCCCAGUAGCUUCAUCAAAGGAAGAAUUUAGUCAGUCUGUGAUAGAGAAGCACUUAGAGCCCAAUGGAUGCUCAAGGCAAGUGCUUCUCAACAUCAUCAAAACGUGUCUUGUAAGAUGCCUCUAAAUGAUCCAAUAUUUUAAAAAAUUAUUAUGACAUCUUCAUCUUGUCCCUCUUUGAGUCCAUAUUACCCUCCCAAAUCCUCCCAAAUAAGUGUUGUCUCCCAAAUAUUUGUGGGGCAGAUUAGGCUGAAAAAGAGUUUCUGGUCCAAGGCUGCCAGGUGAGUUCACCGGUUGACUGGUUUCCAGAAUCCACAGCCCAAUAAGGAAUGUGACAAGAAAAUGCCUUGGAAAGCAUGAAAGAACAAUUGCUUGACAAAACAUUGUAUAACCUUCGCACAAGCAAAUCAAAAUGAAUGUUCAGAAAACAGAUUGUGUCAUCUAACCUCCCUACAAACUUUAUUCAAACAAAUCAGGUUGAAUGCUCAGGUAGUCUGGAAGCGACCUCAGAUUCAAGGCCUCAGACCUGAACCUAUAAUCUUGUGAAAUCAAUGAAGACCCUCAAGAUGCUUUCUUUGUGAAAUGGCAGGCCAUCUGUUUCUCUAAACAUCUAUAGGUGUUAAAUGUAAAGAAAAACAUUUGCCUAAUGAUCAGUUAUGUAGAAUGUCAUCAGGUGACCCAUUCUCUUUCUAGCACCUGGGUUUUCCAUAUUCAAUACCAACCAUGCUUUAGUUUUAGCUUUUAAAAAUAUUUUUAAAUUAUUUUUUUUAAAAAACAACAACAUAUUUUUUAAAAGCUGAGAUUAACAUGAUUGGUCUCUCCUUUUGAGCAUGUUCAUAUCUUGCCAUAUCAGUAGUUAUCCAUUGACUUGAUUAGACCAAUUAAAAUACUGAACACCCAUUUUGCACAGCAUCAUUGCCCUGGACAGCACAGGAAGUCCUCAGAAACCAAAGCAAGAACUCUGGCACUGUGUAUUUGCAUUUAUUACCCACCUUAGGGGGCUUACCUUGAAUUGCUUGAAUUGCUGUUCUUCAGCGCUGCCACAACAAAUGCAAAAAGUAAUCUCCUUUUAGGCACAUUUUUAACAAUGUGCCUGUGAAGCCAGAUUGUUAUAAGCCACUUCAUACCACAGAAGCCUUGGCAGAAGCCCAGAAUUUCUAAUAAGGUGCAGUUGAGCAGCAUCCUCUAUUUCAUAGAAUCAUAGAAUCAUAGAGUUGGAAGAGACCACAAGGGCCAUCGAGUCCAACCCCCUGCCAAGCAGGAAACACCAUCAGAGCACUCCUGACAUAUGGUUGUCAAGCCUCUGCUUAAUCUUUCUGGUAUGCAAAUCAGUUGGAGGGAAGAUGCAAUUAAAAACAAACCAACAAAAUCACCAACUUUUGGGGAGCCUUCUACAGAGAUGUUUGGGUUGUGAUAGCUUUAUUUUCAGUUAAGUUAGAUUUUUAUCCUACUUUUCUCAUGUUAUUGGUGAUAUCAUUAUAUUUAUCCAUUAUUAUCUACAGGCUUAUACAAUAUAUAAAAAUUAUGGGCAAAUUCCACUUAGAACUUCUCCUCAUUGGAAUGAAUGUGAUUUACAGUCUCCUGAGACUUGUUUUCAUUUCACUGGGAGAUGUUCCUGUUGGAUUUUUCAUAUUCAUAUAUUCACCUAUAUAUUUCUAGAAUGCUGUAAUUUGUGUUUUGGAUUGUGUUUUGGAUUGCACAUAGACUGAACGACUGCAAAUUUAAAGAUGACUAGUUAAAACUAUUUACUCAGCUUUUUAUCCAGUAUGAAAUAAAGUGUCCCUGAGUGUUCUCUGUGACCUUCCUUCUUUUGCGCAGUUCUGUUAGGCAAAUGCCUUUUGGAAUGUUAGCACCUGCACCACCCACAGAACACCUGUCUGGUAUAUGGUGACUCUUUGCAAGAUCACGGGACUCAAGACUUCACUUUCUCCGGAGCCUCCAAGUUUCAGAUUUGUGGCAAGGGAGUUGUGCAUAAAUCACUCACCUCUAUAAAUAGGGUUGUUUUGUGACUUUCCCAUUUCUCUUCUUGUGGCUAUGAUUGCGCUAGAUUCUCACACAGGAUCGUGCUCAGUUUAGUGAAGGGCCGUGGCACUCCAGAUACAGGUAAGGCUACAACUCCCAUCAUUCUUACCAUUGCCCAUGCUGACUGAUGGGAGUUGUAGUCCAACACAUCUUGAAGGCCACAGGUUUCUCAUCCUUGGCUUAGUGCAAGAUUUCAG
Molecule: messenger RNA, 27889 nt
Organism: Podarcis lilfordi (Lilford's wall lizard)
Lineage: Eukaryota; Metazoa; Chordata; Lepidosauria; Squamata; Lacertidae
Source: the annotation of a GenBank genome assembly